CAUGAAUGUAGCAAAACCCUCCCGGUGACGGAGCAGAGGCAGAAUAGCGGCAGGGAGCUGACAGCAUCGUCACAUACCGUAGCAGGAUAGAAAGCUCCGUGCCAGCGGAGAUAUGGAGACGCCGGGGAGGAUAGCGGCCACACCGGACGCCCUGGAUUUCACGGUGGAAAACGUUGAGAAGGCCCUCCACCAGUUGUACUAUGAUCCAAAUAUAGACAACAAGAAUCUGGCCCAGAAAUGGCUGAUGCAGGCCCAGGUCUCACCUCAGGCUUGGCAGUUUUGCUGGGCACUUCUGAGCCCAGACAAGGUACCAGAGAUCCAGUAUUUUGGUGCCAGUGCACUCCACACCAAGAUUUCUCGGUAUUGGUCAGACAUCCCUACGGACCAGUAUGAGUCUCUUAAGAGCCAGCUGUUUUCCCAGAUAGCCUGCUUCUCCUCUGGGUCCAAGAUGGUGCUCACCCGACUGUGUGUUGCCCUGGCCUCACUGGCACUCAACACAAUGCCUGAAGCCUGGCCUGGCGCUGUGGCAGAAAUGGUGCGGGUGUUUCAGGAGGAAGGGGGAGGGGUGGAUGGGCGGGCACGUUGCCUGGCAUUACUGGAGCUGCUCACUGUCCUUCCUGAGGAGUUUCAGACAAGCAGACUGCCACAGUACAGAAAGGGACAGGUUCGGGGAGCCUUGGGCAGAGAGUGGGGGUCAGUGUGUCCCCUGCUUCAGCAACUGUUGCGCAGGACAGACAGCCCCGGGGCAGUGAAAGCUCGCGUGCUGCGCUGCCUGUCAUCCUGGGUGCUGCUGGAUGUGCCUCUCAGCGAGAGCGAAAGCCUGGUGCACGACUGCUUUAGUGCCCUGCCAGACCCAGAGCUCUUUGACACUGCGGUAGAGGCAAUAGUCAACGCCAUCUCACAACCUGACUCCCAAAGAUAUGUGAACACCUUGCUGAAACUGGUUCCUCAAGUGCUGGCCCUCCAAGAUCAGCUCCGAGAGGCUGUUCAGAAUGGAGAUAUGGAGACCUGCCAUGGCAUUUGCCGUAUUGCUGUCACACUGGGAGAAAACCACUCCAGGACUCUAUUGGAACAAGUGGACCACUGGCAGAGCUUCCUCGCUUUAGUCAACAUGAUCAUGUUUUGUACAGGCAUCCCUGGCCACUACCCAGUCAAUGAAACCACCAGCUCGCUCACACUUACCUUCUGGUAUACAUUACAAGAUGAAAUCAUGUCAUUUGAGUCGGACAAGCAGACAGUGUAUCUGCAGGUCUACAGGCCUGUGUAUUUCCAGUUGGUGGAUGUUCUCCUACACAAAGCCCAGUUCCCCUCUGACCAGGAGUAUGCAUCCUGGUCCUCAGAUGAGAAAGAACAGUUCCGAAUUUACAGGGUGGAUAUCUCGGACACACUCAUGUACGUGUAUGAGAUGCUGGGUGCAGAGCUGCUGAGUAACCUGUAUGAUAAACUCGGAAGGCUGUUGACUAAUGCAGAACAGCCCACGUCAUGGCAGCACACAGAAGCUUUGCUGUACGGCUUCCAGUCCAUAGCUGAGACGAUAGAUGUGAAUUACUCUGAUGUGAUCCCUGGCUUGAUAGGACUCAUUCCCAGAAUCAACAUCAACAACGUUCAGCUUGCAGACACUGUUAUGUUCACUAUAGGUGCUCUGGCAGAAUGGUUGGCAGAUCACCCAGUGAUGCUCAGCAGUGUCCUGCCUUUGGUGCUACAGGCUUUAGGGAACCCUGACCUCUCUGUUUCCUCUGUUUCUACACUCAAGAAAAUAUGUAGGGAAUGCAAAUAUGACCUGCCACCCUACGCAACCAAUAUAGUAGCUGUUUCUCAGGAGGUGCUUAUAAAACAGAUCCACAAGACAAGUCAGUGUAUGUGGCUGAUGCAGGCUCUCGGCUUCUUGCUCUCCGCUCUCCCCGUGGAGGAGAUCUUAAGAAACCUUCACUCUCUCAUCACUCCCUAUAUUCAGCAACUGGAGAAGCUAGCAGAUGAGACACCGAAUCCUUCAAAUAAACUGGCAAUCAUCCACAUCUUGGGGCUGCUGUCCAACCUAUUCACUACGCUGGACAUCAGCAAGCAGGACGACGAGUCAGUGGAAGGCUCUGCACCACCUGUCAAAGCCACCCCUCCAUCACCUGGACCAAACCCGGUGGUGGUGGUUUUGCAACAGGUGUUUGCUCUCAUACAGACUGUACUGAGCAAGUGGCUCAAUGACUCACAGGUUGUAGAGGCAGUGUGUGCCAUCUUUGAGAAAUCAGUGAAGACUCUACUUCACGAAUUUGCUCCAAUGGUAUCUCAGCUAAGUGAGAUGCUUGGGCAGAUGUACAGCACGAUACCCCAGGCCUCAGCUCUUGACCUCACACGACAGAUGGUGCAUAUCUUUGCCAGCGAGACAGACCACUUCCCGCCCAUCAAGGCUCUAUUUGAGCUAGUUACCUCGGUAACGCUGUCUAUCUUCCAACAAGGACCCAGGGAUCAUCCUGAUAUUGUUGAUUCAUUUAUGCAACUCCAAGCUCAGGCUCUCAAACGGAAGCCCGAUUUGUUCUUGUCUGAGAGUCUUGAUGCCAAAGCAGUGUUCCACUGUGGAGUUCUGUCACUCAAAUUUCCUGAGGCCCCUACAGUCAAGUCAACAUGCUUGUUCUUUACUGAAUUAUUACCCCACUGCUCAGAUGUGCCUCCACUGGCCAGGAUAGUACAGGACGAUGGGAAACUACUGGUCCAGGCCGUGUUGGAGGGCAUUGGAGGCGGGGCGUCUCGAAGCCUGAUGGACCAGUUUGCAGAGGUGCUUUUCUGUCUCAACAAGCACUGCUUUUCUCUGCUGGCUGUGUGGUUGAAGGAGGCACUGCAGCCUCCAGGAUUCCCAUCAUCACGGGUCACAGCUGAACAGAAAGUCACCUUCUCUCAGCAGAUACUCAGAGAACGAGUGAACAAAAGGAGAGUGAAGGACAUUGUCAAGGAGUUCACACUACUGUGCAGAGGGCUCCACGGUACAGAGUACGCCGCUGAGUACUGAAACUUUACCCUUGAACUCUCACCUACCCAUGACCUCUGCCCUCAGUGCAAAGAGCUGGAUGCCACAACAAUACAGUCAUCACAAACCCCUUCAGUGAAGAUAUCAUGAAAUGAUUGUACUAACGAUAACCCACCCCGCUGCAGGACAAGACAUGGAACCACUCCAGCACCAACCUGCCAUCGGAUUAAUGGACGAAUAUUAAAUCCACAUUGGCUUCUAGGGACAUAGAUUUUUUUUGGACCCUCUUUCCUCUAAUUUAAAGGUCUUUUGUUUGGGAGAGCCAUGAGCAGCACUCCCAGCAUGCUGCCUUAUGCCUCCUUCUCUCUCUGUCUUGUUCUGCCUUUCUAGAUCUUCCCGUGGUUCCUAGGUUGUUUCCUAGUGAUUAGCAUCCAUUAUGAAAUGGUAGUGGUAUCGUACGUAGCUACUUGACAUUAUUUUUCAAAGUAAAUCAAAUUAAUUAUAUAAAUGUACUGUAUAUGUAUUCACAUAUAAAAUGAUGGUUGUUGUCAGUCCUGCUGCUGCUAAUGGGAAAAGAGAAGGACCAAUGUCAGGAGAGGAAUCUGCAGGAGAAAUGAAUUACAACAAUAUUAUUUACACCCAACAGGGCCAGGGCAUGGCCUGUUAUCUCUGCAUUUGCCAAAAUAUUGUUUGUUUUUUUUUUUUUUUGUUUCUUCUUUUUUGUUAUAGAUGCCUUUUAAGUGAAGAAAGACCAUUUUAAACAACAUAACUGGACUAAAUCAGUCUCUGUAUAGGGCUGUACCUCAUGUAUAAACACCCAGUCAUACUGCAGUCUCCUCAGGUUGUAGAGUGGUUUUUAUGCCGAGGUCCCUGAGGUGAAGCAGGACUGCCUAGAGUAAUGGUGGAAGGGGAAAAUAAAAUAAAGUAGCUGUCAGUGAGAAAGGGGCACAAGAUGGAAACCAAGAAGGGAUUGGGAGGGAUUACCAAACCUGAACUUGGACUGCUUAGUCACUGUAAUCGUGCAAAAAUAUUAAUCAAGUUGUGCAUAUUAACAGUUAUUGCUGAACACUUGUGUUUAUGACUGUAUGCGUGUGUUCAUACCUGUAUGUAUGAGAGGUUGUGUGUGCACAGAUGUAUCUUUUUCCACAUGUUCAGUGCACUUAUAUUGGACCUACAGUACACAUGCAUAACUUCCUCCUAUCUCUAAACAAAGAGCUCUUUCAUUAUUUCACGCCACACUCAUUUAAACAAAUUUUUUCUUCUUAAAAUUUGACCGAGCACAUUCAGUAUUUCAUCACUGCUGAUCACCGGCAACCACACACACAUUAAACCUCCUUAUCAUCUGGAAUGACCAACCAGCGAUAAUCAUUGACCAGACUCAUCUAUCAUUGAUCUUUCAGACUGCACACCAAUAAUUGCUCUUAACAAACGCUUGUGAACAAGCCACUCAAACCCUUUGGUUUAUUUGGGUCACUGCCUUGGAGAGGACCAAGAAGGAUUAGAGUUCAGUAACAAAAUGAAACAUCUCUGAGAAGGUUUUUCAGCAUUUAAAAUAAUUAACACCACUCUGUGCUUAUCCAUUGUGAGACAUUGUCGGUGAAGUGAUGUGACGGCUGUAAAAUAGACUGUUCAGUGAACAAGCAGGACCAGUUAACACCUAAUAAUACUCAGCAUCGAAAUGUACUUUGUGGUCUCUGAUAAAACUUAAUCUCAGUCUAAUCCUUCUGUCUUAUCCGAGGUGCCUGCAGACAUGUAGCAUGUAUGUGUUUUGUGGGGGUUUUGGGGUUCAGGGGACGAACAUGUACAGUGUGUGAAAUACUGCAGAAAGACAUAAUUUAGGCUGACACGUGAGACAAGAAACUGUUUUAGAGUGACCUGUCCUGUCUCACUCUGAUCCGAACUGUGAAUGAUUGGACGUUCAAUCCUUGUUCUGUAUUGUGGUCUUAUUAAGGGCAUAGUGAGGAAAGAAAACAGUGUUUGUCACAGUUUAAAGAAAGAGUAGUUGGUGGCGGAGGGGAGGGAGAUAUGAAAUGUACAUUGUUUUUUGUACCUUGGCUUUAAUUUAUUAAAUAUAUCUAAGACUGCG
Messenger RNA from Sphaeramia orbicularis (orbiculate cardinalfish), 5042 nucleotides. RefSeq names its product importin-13-like. Gene Ontology annotation, molecular function: small GTPase binding. Gene Ontology annotation, cellular component: cytoplasm. Gene Ontology annotation, biological process: protein import into nucleus. The record is from RefSeq and is a predicted model, not a curated record. The transcript has 23 exons. The coding region runs from base 113 to 2998 and encodes 961 amino acids. Lineage: Eukaryota; Metazoa; Chordata; Actinopteri; Kurtiformes; Apogonidae.